GGAGAAAAAUAAAUUUAAAGCAAAUUUAUCUAAAGGGGUUUCGUCGUCUUAUAUAUUCAUAUAGUAAUAAGAAAAAAAAGAAAUUGGCUUUGAUAAUUUUAUAUUAGCACGCACUACUUUUUAAAUUUAAAAAUGAGCAAAUCAAAUACUCAUCCAGCACCUCAAAUGAGGAAACCAGUAAAUAUUUAAUAAAAUGUGGGGUCCCAAGUUAAGAAGGCCCCUUAGGGUGAACAAAUCAGUUAAAAAAAUGAUUCAGCUAAUCAUGCUUAAAUGCAAGAAGAUGAAGAAAAAAUUUAUAGAGUUCUUAGUAGCUGUUACGACGAUUAUCUAAAGGGUAAUAAGGUUUUAAUGAAUAAGAUCGUGAAUGAAAUGUCGAAUAGGCACAAGGAAAAGGAACAUAUAAAAAUGUGGUUAAGGGCAUCCACUAAAAAGCUGAUUGAUCUAUUUAAGAAUAAGCAAGAUGUCAACUUUUUGAUAGAGGUAAUAUUGUACUAAAUGCCUUGGUUUGAAGCAGGUAACGAAUAUGAGAUUUAGUUGCAAGAGCAAGAGUAGAAAAAGAUACUGUAGCAAUAGCAAACUCAUGCAAACUAGCAAUAGCAGCAUGGAAUCGGAAGUAGUACCUCGCUUUUCAGCAAUGCAUCAAGUUCAAAGAGAAACAUUUAGUAGUAGCAUGGACAAUAAUUAACAAUAAAAAAACCAUCUCCUCACUUCGAUUUGUUUUCAGAGCUUUCUAAAUUUAUAAUGACUCUGCUGUCUUUCAGUAAUGCCUUUGCACCAUAGAUUAUUAAGUUCCUCAUUUCCAAUAUUGUGCCUAUGGAAGUGAAGGAAAUGGAAAAAAAUAAGAAAUCCGAAAUAGAAUUAGAAGUUGAAGGAAAGGUUUUUGAAAACCAAAAAAAGCUAUUAAUGUAUAUCAGAGACAUAAUGAAUAAGUAUAUUCUUAACAGUAUAAAUGACGUCAAAGAAUUAAACAAAGAAGAUACUAAUUUUUUAUUAGGAGUCCUCAAAUACCAUCCUAAUUCAAAAGAAAAAAUGUAAAGAUACGUCAAGCUAAUUAUUGGUUAAGCAUAAUUCGAUGACAAAAUCUCGAAAUGCUUAUACAUUCAAAACAAAGAAGGUUAGAAGAUAGAUAUUUCUUAUGUAAAAAGUGUGUUUAAUUUAGUUGAUGAAUAAUUCUAAAAAAUUGGAUUAAAGCAAGGCUCCCCAAAUUAAAAAAAGAUGAUGUUACAAGUUGUUGAUUUGCUAGCAAAAAUAAUUAAAAUAUAUCCUCUUUACUAAAAUGACCUAUGUCGCAUUUUACAAGAAUCUUAUCCUCAUAGAGUGCAAGGAGAAUAAUUCCAUAAAAUAUAUCUUACUAACAUUUUAUAACUCGCUAUUAAAUGCCCAUAGCUUAUGCCUAAAAUACUGAUAAUUGCUGUUUAAAAAUUGAUUGAAAUAGACUCAGAAAUCAAGCUUGAUCAUGACGCCUAAGAAAAUGAGAAGAAUAGUUAAAUUAUGGCUGAAAAACUUGAUUGGCUGAUGCUAAUAAUUUUUGAAUUCAUAGAUUAUUAAUUAAAAGAUAAAGUUAGUAGCGAUUCUUGUUUUGGACAAAAAGAAGAAUUAAAAUAAAAUAGCUAAGAUAAAAAAGAUAAAUCUUAAAUGGAAGACAAAUUUUUUAAAAUAUUUUUAAAUGUAUUUAGUGAAUAAAUAUUAAUCACCCAUUAAAGCAAAUAUGUUUAGUUUAUAAUAUUUUAUCUUUGCUCACUUCGUAACUCAUUUUAAAACGCUUUUUUAAAUCACCUUGUAAAAAAUAUAACUGAGAAAAAUCCUUUGAUUUACAAAUCAACCUAAAUCAAUUCUAUUUAUUAUCUUGGCAGCUACAUUGCUCGUGCAAAAUACAUCGAAAAUGAAACUAUUAGAAAAAUAUUUGAAUACCUUAUUACUCAUUUAAAUAGAUAUAUUCAAAAAUUUGAUGAGAGACAAAAAGAAGAAAACUAUAAUGAAGGUCUCCAUAAAAUUCACUUAAAUUUAUACCAUCUUUUACAAGCAAUGCUUUAUAUCUUAUGCUAUCGUUUCAAAGCAGUCUUAGAAAGCAAAGAAAAUCUUUUGUAGAAAUUCUACGAGAUUAUGGACAAGGCCUGUUCUAAUUUUAAUGCAUUAUUUUUUAUUUCUCCUCAUAUUUAAAAUGUUUUUAGUGAUGUUUGCGUUAGCUACGGCGAAGAUUAAUUAGUAGAACUUUUUGAAAAAACUAGCUAAACAAGUUAAGCAACAGAAUCAAUAUCAGCUGCUCUGCAACAAAGAGCUUAGCUCUUAGAUAACUACUUUCCAUUUGAUCCCUAUUGCUUACAAUAUAGUGAUAAGUUUAUUUGCGAAAUAUAUUAAAAUUGGUAAGACACAAAUUCUUUAUCAUCUCAAUCUUUUGUUGAAUAAUAAUUAGAAAAGCAACAACCUUAAACCAAUAAUAAUAAAAAAUCCAAAAAAAUGUCAAAAGGUAAUAAUGCUAAUAAUGCUAGCUCUAACUUAAAUAUCAACAAUCCUCCAAUAAUUUAAAAUAGUCCUCACUUUAAUAAUAGCCUAAAUAAUAGUUUUAUAUGCAGCCAAUCUCAUAAUAAUCCUAACAAUAUAACAGGAACUUUAUUAAAUACAAGUAGAAGCAACUAUGGUUUCACUAUUGAUAAGCUGAACAAUAUUAAUGACUUAGAAUACGACAGGGAUAACAUGAUUUAUGAUGACGAAGAUGUAAAAGCUAAUAAUAAUAAUCAUAUUUUAGAUUUCAUAAAUGAAAGUGAUCCUGAAUUCUAAAUAUAAUAAGCCAAAUAUCAUAAAGACAAAAAAUCUUUAAAUGGAAAACGUAAAAACCCAAGUACGACUGAUAAUUCUGUGAAUAACACUCCAAUUACAAAUAAUGAUGAAGACAGCAACAAUUAACCUAUUGUUGACUCAAAAAAAAUUAGUAAAAAAUCUAAAAAAUCUUCUGAUAUUGAAGAUGAUUUUAACAAUGCCUCUUUUGGUAAUAAAAAGUUGUGCAUAUAAGAAAUGUAAUUCUGAGGAAACUUAAAAUGAAAUAAUUUAAUUGAUAAGCUUCGCUACUAUUAAAUAAAUCUUAGCUUAGAUAUUUCAAUCUAUAAUAAUAAUAAUAACUAUAAAAAAAUAAUAAAAAAAUUUACUAAUAAAAAAUUUAAAUAUUUUAAUUCAUUAUUUGCUUUGAAUUAUUAUCACUCGUAAAUCAAGAAAUAAAAAAUAAAUAAAUAAAUGAGUGAAAUGUUUCUAGCGGGAUUAAUAAUUUAGCAUACAUACAUACUUUAAGCAUUUAAGACAAAUAAAUAAAUAAUAAGUAAAAAACAAACUAAUUGAAUGAAAGAAUAAACGAAAAAACUAUAAAUAAACUAUACAUAAAUACAUAUUCAAAAAUAUUAUUUAAACCCUUAAUAUAUUAUUGUUAAUUAAAACUUUUCAAAUUUUGUCUGUAAAUCUCUUUAUUUUAUUCUACAUA
Molecule: messenger RNA, 3469 nt
Organism: Tetrahymena thermophila SB210
Lineage: Eukaryota; Ciliophora; Oligohymenophorea; Hymenostomatida; Tetrahymenidae
Product: RNA polymerase I-specific transcription initiation factor RRN3
Exons: 4
Biological process (GO): transcription initiation at RNA polymerase I promoter
Cellular component (GO): nucleus
Molecular function (GO): RNA polymerase I core binding; RNA polymerase I general transcription initiation factor activity
Source: RefSeq, a predicted model, not a curated record